CAAAGAUAGAUGCAUUCAUUGUGAAAUGUUGUGUGUGUGGUUGCCGAAAAAUUGAUAACUGUUAAAUGUUAAGCUGGUUUAUGAGGACUAUUAAUAAUUAUAUAUUUGUUUAAUUAUUAUAUUUAGUUUUUUAUGGAUGGAGUAUUGAAUUGAUUUUGUUUUAUGUCAACAUGAAUACAGUGUUUGAUAAACUUUUCAAGGCAGGUUAUCACAAAGAUAAUGCAUGUAUCCAAUAUCACAUUCCCCAGUCUGAACUCACUGACAUUGCAUAGAAACUUAUUAUGAUGAAUAAAGAAGAAAGUGAUAAUAUAAACUAGACAAAAAUAUUUACUGCAAAUGAUCAGUGACAGAAUAACGAUUUAACCAAUGGUUUUGGACAACAACAAAAACAUGUAAAUGUGGAUGAUCUCCAACGAUGGAAAGUGUGUCUGUCUAUGGACAUGGAAUGAAGUUUAAGGCAGAUGAGUGCGUUUCAAGAGACAGUGGUUAUGAUUUGGAAGCGGAUGAAGCGCUCAGUAAUUUGGAUUACAAUGUCAAUGAUCUCAGGGACACUCAAUGGUCUGGGGUGAGAGGUCAAGGUCAGAGGGAGAUUGCGGAGGGUUGUUUUUCCGGUCCGGUGAAUGGAGAAUAUUCCGGUGGGAAUCUCCUGAAGUGGCGUAUCCAUGGAAACCAGAAAGUAGUCGAGGACAACGGGAGCCAGUUGCAAUCCAGGAACUCUCUACAUUGGGAUGAAUUUUUUGGAUCUUCUCUUGACUUGACCCCAACCUUGCUAGGAAUCUAUGACAAGAUAGCAUCAGCCAAUCGGAAUGAAGAUCAGCCAGACGGGGGCCAAUCAAAUGUCUUCAAGACCAAUGAAAAUCUAGAAGAUGAAGAAAACAAUCAGUGCCAUUCACCCCCGAUGUUGCCUCGGAUAGAGCAGAAGUCUCUCAGCCAACAAAAGGUCCGAGAAUUGUAUUUACAAUCAUCGUUGUCUGAAAGGGUUGACUGCAACAAACCUAGCAAACUAAGAAUGGACAACACUGACAGCACUGGAGAAAUAGACAACAAGAAGCGUCCAUUGAGUAUUAGUUCCAUGUCGUCAUCAUCGACGUCCUCGUUGCCACGCAGAAGUAAGCGUCCGAACCUGAGUGAGUAUGUGGCGUCAGUCACUUCUAGCAAGCUUGAUAUCGAGAAAUUGGACAACCUGUUGUAUAUUGACGAUGAGCAAGAGCAUGAAAUCCCUGAACAGAGUGCUGAUGAAUCAUCCGAGUGUUCAGACGAAAAGCGUAGAUCUGGGGACUCUGAUUCGCAGACUUCGAUUGACCACCAAGACCGGGACCAAUCGGAUCUUCAGUUACAAGAGUCAAUAUCCUUACACCAGUCGGAUUCUAUUCUGUCUUUCACACCAUUGAAUUCCGAAAACUGUAGCACAGUGGACUUGUCUCUUAACUCAGAUCUGACCUCGUGUGAGAGUGGGCUGGACAGAGUUCAAAGGUCACCCUCAAGGUCAUCUCAGCGGUCAGCGGCUGUUUCAAGAUCAUCAUCUCAGAAAUCUGGACAUUAUGUGAGCUAUGUCCAGAGAGUCGUAUCAGAGUUACUGGAGACUGAAAGAACAUAUGUUCUCAACCUACAAGACAUAAAACAGGGUUAUUACGAGUACCUAAAGGCUACACAACCAGAACAUCUAUCCACAGAGGACCUUAUAUGUCUCUUUGGGAACAUACUGCAGAUAUACAACUUCAGCUGUGAAUUCCUGCGGCAGCUGGAGAUGUGUGACCUGGAGCCCAUCAAAGUGGCCCAGUGUUUUGUCACCAACAACAAGGGCUUUGAGAUCUAUGCCGAGUACUGUACUAACUAUCCAAGUGCAGUAGACGUUCUGACGCGGGUGAUGCGAGACAGUGGUCUCAGUGAUCUGUUCAAACAGAGACAGCUGACCAUGGGUCAUGGAUUACCCCUGGGGGCGUACCUUCUGAAACCAGUCCAACGGAUCCUCAAAUACCACCUACUACUGCAGAAUAUCCUCAAGCACUACAACAAGACUGAUGAUGGUUACGACACACUGGUUGCUGCACAUGACCACAUGACUGACAUGUCCCAUCACAUCAACGAAAUGAAGCGCAAGCAUGAGCACGCCGUGCGCGUCCAGGAAAUCCAGAGCCAGCUUGAGGAUUACGAGGGCGAGGAUUUCACGAGACUUGGUGAACUCGUGCUGGAGGGUUCCUUUCGAAUGAUUGGAGUGAAGGCUUCCCGUCAGAUGUUCCUGUUUGAGAAAGGAGUCAUCAUUGCUAAACGCAAGGAAGAUGGAAUGCUCAGCUGUAAAGCUUUCAUCCCUUGUGCCAUGUUGAUGUUGGUUGAGAGUAUCCCACGGGAGCCCCUCAACUUUCAGAUCCUGCCCAUUGAUAACCCCCGCGGAGCUCACAUCAUACACGCUCGUAACCUGGAGCAGAAGAGGAAGUGGUGUCAGGAGAUCAAGCGUCUGAUGGUGGAGAGCUACGCCAACAAGAUCCCUGACAACGUGAAGGCCCUCAUCCUGGAGAGACUUGGAAAGAGCAAGGACGAGGACGCCUUGGCCAAGUCUGGAAGCACGGAUCCUGGCAAGAGUCAUGUAACCACACCAGACUACCUCGAUAAAAGGAACCGGACUCGAAGGAAAUCUGGACCCAACCUCUUGCAAGCUAUUCGCAAAACAGAAAUUCUUCGACCGCAGAAGAACAAAAAACUUCCAGGAAGGUCAAAGGGUGAGGCAUCGAGCCCAAAACUGGACAUCCCAGAAAGUGCGCUGUAUCCCAAAGAGACAAGUCUUCUCAUCAACAGCAACACAGAGCACUAUGGUUUUCGUAACAACAUGCCGGGCCCACUGAAGGCAGCGAACACUUCCACCCCAAAAGAGAACCUGGAGAACCUGUCUCCAUCACGUAAAUCCAAGCGACCCCUUACACUCCAGAGGAGUCUCAGCUUCCAGAAUUCCCAACGCGGUCUUCCAACUGGAAACCCAGAAGCGCAUUCCAUGGAGAACCUGGUCAAUUCCGAUGGUCCAAAGAUACGUAAUCCUAGUUUCCGCCUGGCUACUCAAGCUUCUCCGAUUGGUUUCGAUGUCAGCGAAGCAUCCCUUCGAGAAAGUCCUGAAAAUCUGUCACAGUGUUUUCUCCUAAGGGUAUUCUUGUUGAUCAGAAAAAUGCCAAUAAUCUGCCAGAAAAUGUUCGUAAAAAUCUAGAGAACUUGGAAAAGCCAGAGUGUCCAAACGAAAUGAGCCCUAACCACCAAGGAGUGUUUUUAAACACUACUGAUAACUUAAAUGGGAGUUAUUUGGAUGAGGGAAGUCUCAGAAAACGGGGCAGGUAUGGUAGCAUGCCUGCUUUGAAUUCAGAUUCACCGAAUACUCGGAGAGUUCCUCGCUUGUAUUCGGACCGUGGGGCAGGGAGCCCAGUUCUGAAUCAGAAGCUACCUGUCUGUCAUUCAAAGAGGAUUGAUGGUGCCUCUUCUUUUCGAAAAUAAAUCAGGCAGCCAGUCAAGGUUUGCAAGUGGAACAUGAAGGGAACAAUCUGAACAAGGACCACAAACGUGUUAAUGCUUUCAAUGACACUUUUACAAACAUUAGAAAAUCUCAGGACAAUUUGGG
Dreissena polymorpha is the source of this 3598-nucleotide messenger RNA. Its product is annotated as pleckstrin homology domain-containing family G member 1-like. The transcript is spliced from 14 exons. Lineage: Eukaryota; Metazoa; Mollusca; Bivalvia; Myida; Dreissenidae. Gene Ontology annotation, molecular function: guanyl-nucleotide exchange factor activity. Bases 416 to 3193 code for a protein of 925 amino acids. The record is from RefSeq and is a predicted model, not a curated record.